CAAAAUAAACUUACAUAUGAACAACAAAAACAAAUCCAAUAUCACAAUGACAAACAAAUAAAAACAUGUCCAACAAUUGAUUUUGAUCAAAUCAUGGAAGAAGAUCUUGAAAAUCAAUUGAAAGAAUUAGAACGAGAAGAAGAAGAAGAAGAAUACUUAUUAUUGGAAAGAUCACUUGAAGAACAAUUGAAACAAGAAGAAUCCAAUACGGAUAUCAACGAAUUCGAAGUAGAUUAUGUUAAGCAAUUAGAAUAUAUUGAAAUAUUACAAAAAUUUCAACAAAAUGAACAACAACAAUAUUUUUAA
This is a messenger RNA of Adineta ricciae, 306 nucleotides long. The record is from the annotation of a GenBank genome assembly. Lineage: Eukaryota; Metazoa; Rotifera; Eurotatoria; Adinetida; Adinetidae.